AUGUCAAAUUUUCAACAAACAUCACAACUUUACGGUCUUCUUAAAAAAGAAUGGGAAUCCCCUAAUAGGAAUUUAAAAAAAUGUGGAGAAUUUCUAACAAAACUUAAAAUUUUAUUAUCAGAAAUACAACUUUUACUUCCUGAAGGAGAAUUAGCAGAUAUUAAACAGCUUCUUACUGCUCCAGAGUUCCAUACAGCAUUAGAGAAUAUUGAACCCGAGCAACUUUUAGAGAAUGAUUAUAUUAAACAUCCAGUUCAUUUGGAACAAUAUCUCAUGGAAGGAAGUUACAAUAAAGUUUGGAAUUCCAGAGAUAAAGUUCCUGCGCCAGAAUAUCUUUUUUUUAUUGAUAUUUUAAUGGAAACCAUUAGUGAAAUUGCUAGUUGUAGUGAAAAGGCCUAUGAUAAUUUACCAUUAUCAGAUGCAGCAACGUUAUUAUUUUAUAAUAAUAAUAAUCAACAUGAAGUUUCAAAUUUUGCAACAGAGCGUGGAUGGAAAAUUAAUCCAGAGGAAAAGAAAAUUUAUUUUACAACAAAAGAUGAUAAUCAAGUUGAAAUACCAUCAUUUAAUAUUAUUAGACAAUCACUUCACUAUGCAAGAGAAUUAGAAAAAAUUGAGAAAAACGUUGCUUUAACAGAAAGUAGCAAGGAAAUUACUAAAUUGCAAAAUGAAUUAAGAGGAAAAAAAGAUGGCAGUAUCUUUCUUUUGCAAAAGCUUCAAAAUGAUUGUAAAAUUGCUAAAGACAAUUUGAAGAUAGCAAUAUACAAAAACUAG
Molecule: messenger RNA, 771 nt
Organism: Entrophospora candida
Lineage: Eukaryota; Fungi; Glomeromycota; Glomeromycetes; Entrophosporales; Entrophosporaceae
Source: the annotation of a GenBank genome assembly